Manis pentadactyla (Chinese pangolin) is the source of this 1904-nucleotide messenger RNA. RefSeq lists its product as uncharacterized. Lineage: Eukaryota; Metazoa; Chordata; Mammalia; Pholidota; Manidae. Bases 1 to 1416 code for a protein of 471 amino acids. The transcript has 6 exons. The record is from RefSeq and is a predicted model, not a curated record.
AUGGAGGAGGCCAUGUGCAAGGACUGGAGAGAGCCUUUAGGGGCUAACAGUGGGCCCCAGCUGACAGCCAGCAAGGAAACAGGGCCCCAGUCCUCCUACAACCACAAGGACCUGGAUUCUACCAGCAACCAGAAUGAGCUCAAUACCAGAAAGGAGCACAGCCCUGUCAACACCUUGAUUUUGGCCUUUGUACCCUUGGUACCAGAAGCUGAGUGGGAUAGCGGUUUCCUAGGCACAGACAGUCCUACUGGGAAAAAGAUGCCUUCAUUGCCUUUCCGGAAAAAUCGCAUCACAUUUAAUAGAAAAUUCCCUGAGAACCCACUCCAGCCUGCUCCCCGUUGCGCUGUCGCCCUCAAAGAGGCCGCCCGAUUGCAAGAAGUAGCCACCAAAGGUGGCUGCAAAGGAGCCCAAGAGCAACUACCCACCCGAAGAGUCACACCUGCGCCACCCUGGAAUGCUGCCUCCUCUGCCGAGGCUGGAGCUUCUCCGAGGACCCCGCCUCCCACUCCGAACCCUGGGCCUGGACUUCCAGCGUCCCUCACCCUCCAGUGUCACUGCCUCCGGCCAGCCUCUCGCCGGCUUCUUGUCCCCAGCUCGCUUUCUCUUCCGGGCGAGGCUCUCUCCUGUCUGCCCUCGGUAGCCUCAGAGAAGGAGGGGAGCAGAAAUGCCUCCCACUCGCUCAAGGGAAGCGGCGGGGAUAUCGACGCAAACUUCUGCUGCACUUACUUCGGGCCGAGGCUGCCUCCCCCUCGCCUCCGUUGCUCUCCCACGGGCAGCUGCUCCGCGGCAACCUGGAGCCACCGCGCUCGCAUUCCCCACACCGGCGCAGCCGCGAAAUGGCAGGACUGGGGUCUCUGCCGGCUGGCGCGCCCAGGGCCGGGGUCCCGGGGUCGAGGUCCGGCCACCGCGCUGGUCAGGGAGCUGAGCAGAGCUCGCCUCCAACAGCCAAGAGACGCUGCGCACCGCGCCGUGCGCCCUGCUCCUGCGCUGGGUCGCUUCUGUCCGAGUUGCAGUUUCAGUGCGUGCCAGGACUGCAGCACCCUCUCCGCCCUCCCCCGGAAACGACUUUCAAUUCACCUGCAGGCUCGCGAUGCUCCCCCGGGCGGACGGCGUAGCGGCGGGUGCAGAGGAGAGGGAGGAGCGCGCGAGCGGCGGCGGCCCGAGUGCGCCUCCCGCUUCCCAGACGGGGAGCUCGCAGCGCGCUCCAGCCGCUCUCCUCGGGACUGCAGUCCUGACGUCACCCCACCCCCACCCCGCGGAGGAGCGGCGCCGAGGGUGGGGUGCAGCGAGCGAGGACACGCGAGUGUACCGAGGGAAGGUGGACAAAAACACAGAUUUUCUGUGGAUGCAUCAGAUGAAGGGUCUUUAAGAGGUUCAAGGAUGGCUGAAGAUUGUACCUGGAGCUUUGUCCCUUAGCAGCCACCCGGCUGUCUUUGGGGCAGAGUGAGCUGCUGGGGUGCCUUCGGAGCUCUGCACCCCGCCACGGUGCUGAACCUGGAGCGCCCCCUCCGCCUCCUGGCCGGAGCAAAUGCCCGAUGCGCUCUCGCGUCGCGGGACAGGCUGUCAGCAGCGAGACAGCAGAAAUACCUAAGGCAUAGUUCCCAGAAAGAACUACGGGCUGGCCACAGAGCUGAGACACUGCAAAGGGGCCAGAUCUGCACUCCACAACCCUGGCUUUCCAGUUCUUUCCAGCAGAGGAAACCCAUUGAUUUUUACAAUAUAUGAGGCUGCGCUUGGGAAAUGUUAUCAUUUGAAAUAUUGUGCCACCCACCAAAAUAAUCAUUAGGUGUGUAUGUCUUCACUUGCUGCUACCUAAAAAAAAAAAUCUGUCUUUACCUAAUCUUCAGAUUUGUAUGUAAAAGAUCAUGGUACAUGAGAAAUGUAAGUCAAAAUGCCUUCCAGAG